Enterobius vermicularis (human pinworm) is the source of this 1104-nucleotide messenger RNA. Lineage: Eukaryota; Metazoa; Nematoda; Chromadorea; Rhabditida; Oxyuridae. The record is from the annotation of a GenBank genome assembly.
AUGUUGCUUUGGAUUCUUCUGAUACUGUCUGCCGCAUACAGUUGCUAUGGUGGAAAAACUCAGUAUAAUGAAACUGAAGCUCGUAUGUUGCUGAAUUUGGCAGCUGGAGCAUAUUCUGAAAUGCCAGAAAUCUGUGUGAAUAAAACAUUAGCAGCUGAAGAGGGUUGGAUCUUAUACAGUGAGCUGUCAUCAGUAUGCGAUAUAAUCAGCAGUCUUUGUUCGGGAUAUAUUUUGAGAUCUGAUGCAUUAAAACAGAUAAUUAUCGUUUUUCGAGGUACACGAACAAAGAAACAGCUGCUUACUGAAGGUUGGCAAGGAAUACAACCUGGAGUUGACUUUUAUGGCAUUGGAAAGGUGAAUCGUUAUUUUCAUGGCGCUUUAUUAACCUUAUGGCCUCUUAUCGAACCGGUUGUCGCAGAUUCAAACUUCAGCAGCUACUCAAUCACACUGACUGGGCAUUCAUUAGGUGGUGCGUUGGCAUCUUUAGCAGCAAUGAAAAUUAUACUAGACGGCCAUCGUAAUAAAGAUCAAAUCAAAGUUAUCACAUUUGGACAACCUAGAGUUGGAGAUCGAGACUAUGCUUUUAAAUUUGAUGAACUGAUUCCGUACUGCUUCCGCAUUGUACACCGAAUUGAUAUUGUUCCUCAUUUACCAGCUUGCAAAAAAAAUAAGAACGACAUUGAGACGAGAAGGACUAAUAGUAAAAAAUGUGACCCCACAGUUCCAGGCCAUUCUUAUCAUCAUGGAACAGAAAUUUGGUAUCCGACGGGAAUGGGCUCGAACGCUGAAUAUUUUGAAUGUGUUGGUGAACCAAGAAACGAGGACUUUAUCUGCAGCGAUAGUCUUAAUUUUGAAGUUGAACAGUAUAAGAAAUACGUCGACGAUCAUCGCCGUUACUUUGACCACAGAGUACCUUGGUUUGGAAAAGCUGGUUGUGUCGAAGUAGCUGAUGCUAUUAAUGAAACAGAAUCUGUGCUUGGUGAAGAAAUAAAACCUGAAUUGCCUGAAGACGAAAACGACAGUACAAAUAGAAGACGUUUCUCGUUCAAAAGAGUUGUUGAAAAAGUGAAAAAUGUCAUAAGAAAUUUUAGUUUUGAGCAUUAA